GUGAGCGUGAGCUGUACUUGUAUCAAAGUACAAAGAUUGUGUUUUAGUCAAAUCACAUUGAGAUGGUACAGUGAAUAACACAUUAAACCUGAGACAGGUCAUUUUGUAAUCGUUUUUCAACGUGCACGAUCAAACUAUUUUUUUUCUUUGCACCAAGAUCAGAUGAGAAUUCUGGGUAUCUCUCAGCUCAGUUUGAGGAGACUCAAUGCUGUAUUUUCUGCAGGCACCAUCAGAGACACCUCAAGCUCAGCCGCUAUGAGACUCGUCCAGUUCUGCCACAGAGGCGGCGAGGGGAGCGUCAGAGUCGGGGUGGAGCAGGCAGAAGGUCAGGGGGUCAUUGAUCUGAAAGCUUUCGACCCCUCCAUGCCUUCCACUAUGAGAGAGUUUCUAGAAAUGGGGCAAAAGGGAAUGGACUGUGCUAAGAGGGCUUUGUCCAGCGGUCAGCAUGCGGUGUCACGGUCAGAUAUCAGGCUUCUCUCCCCCGUGACCGGCCCAGAGAAGGUGGUGUGUGUUGGAAUGAAUUAUAAGGACCACUGCCUAGAGCAAAACGCCCCGAUUCCUAAAGAGCCCAUCAUAUUCAGCAAGUUUCCCUCCACCAUCACUGGCCCUUAUGAUGACAUCAUUCUACCAGAGGAGAGUCAGGAAGUGGACUGGGAGGUGGAACUUGCCUUUGUGAUUGGACGAAAAGGGAAGCAUAUCAAGGAAGAGGAGGCUCUUUCCUAUGUUGCAGGUUUCACUGUAGCGAAUGAUGUGAGUGCCCGUGAUUGGCAGAUGAAGCGCAAUGGAAAGCAGUGGCUGCUGGGAAAAACAUUUGACACGUUUUGUCCACUCGGGCCAGCACUAGUUACCACUGAAGCACUGAAAGAUGUUCAUAACCUGGGUAUCCGUUGCCUGGUGAACGGAGCCGCAGUUCAGGACAGUAACACCAGUCAGUUGAUCUUUCACACCGAGAAGCUGGUGGCUUGGGUCUCACAGUUUGUGACUCUUUGUCCUGGCGAUGUGUUUUUGACGGGAACGCCUCCAGGUGUGGGGGUGUUCAGAAAUCCACCCGUGUUUCUAAAGAGAGGAGAUGUUGUGGAGUGUCAGAUUGAUGAGAUUGGAUCGAUACGGAACACAGUCGUGUAACGGGAAGAUCUGCAACAUAGAUGCAAGUGCCAAUACGGAAUCUAAUUAUUUCAUAUUGUCAUCGUAAAACAAUGGAUUUUUUUUUUCUUUUAGCUGAAGUAAAUCAAAUAAACAUUAUGCUCUGGGCCACUUCUUAAAUAAAAACGUUUUUAGAAUGCAGCAUUUUAUUCGAAUCAUCGCCG
Molecule: messenger RNA, 1307 nt
Organism: Rhinichthys klamathensis goyatoka
Lineage: Eukaryota; Metazoa; Chordata; Actinopteri; Cypriniformes; Leuciscidae
Gene: fahd2a
Product: fumarylacetoacetate hydrolase domain containing 2A
Exons: 8
Coding region: 163-1125 (320 amino acids)
Molecular function (GO): hydro-lyase activity
Source: RefSeq, a predicted model, not a curated record